AUGCCGAGCUUUUGUCCCCGGUGCGGAGACUUUGUUGAGGCUGACGCGUGCGACAAGUGCGGCGAAGCAGCGGUGACGGCCAAGGAGAACCCGUGGAAGAUGGCGGCCAAGGUGCUUGGGGGCGACCACAUGAGCGUUCCCGCGGUACCGACGGCCUUUACUGCUUCCGCGCGUAUCAAGAUGAUGGGCGUUCAGCCCGUGCAAGAGCCCGUGCGCAAGGAGAGAGCUGAAGCGCGUUUCAACUUUGUGCCGCAGGACCCGAGCACGCAGUUAGCCUUGUCGAAGGGCGACGAGGUGGAUGUGGUGCGCAAAGACAGUGACGGCUGGUGGUUUAUUAUCAAGGAUGGUGAAAAGGGCCUUGUGCCGGGCUCGUAUUUGCACAUUGAGAACCCCGUUAUUCCUGUAAGGGAUGCCGCAAUUCUGGCUGCUCGGGAGGCUUCUAAUCAGAGGUUUUUAGAGAUGCAACGCACUGCCAAAGACAACGACGCACAGGGUAUCGAGCCAGGCGUCGAAUAUCAGUCUCCACUUGGGCUAGAACCACUUCAAAUUGCAGACUCAUGCGCACCAAGGCCACCGACUGGACCCGUGCGUGCUGACGCCAAGUCGGGUGGCACCAAAUUCAAGCCUGGUGAGGUGCGCAAGUUAAGGAAGUGCUGCGCUUGCAAGGAAACGAUACUAGGCCGAACAAAGGUGUGCAAGAACCAGAUUUUUCACGAAAUCUGUCUUUUGUGCAAAGGCUGUCGCGAGCCGAUCGAAGAGGACGAAGAGUUUGCACUUAUCAAGAAGAAAGCAUAUCAUGCAGACUGCGCGAAAGAUGUCAACCACUGCUUUGUGUGCGAGAAGGAGAUUUUGGGCCGAGUGUAUCGAGCAGACGGCGGCGCCUUUCACAAACUUUGCAUGGUCUGCUCAUCGUGCAACAAACACUCGAAAGAGGCUGGAGCGAAGUUGCUUAACGACCUUCUCGUGUGCAGUGACUGCGUUGCGGAAACCGAGAGAAAAGAAAAAGAGGAGCGAGAAGCUGCGCUCGAACGCGAACGAGCUGCCGCCCAAUUGAAAAAAGAAAAGGAGGCAGCUCUUGCUGCAGCGAGGGCGUUGGAAGAAGAGAAGGAACGACAGAAGCGAGAAGCAGAGGAGGCUGCUUGCGCUAAGGCGAAGGUAGAAGCUGACGCAGUAGCGCGUUUUCAUGCAGAGUCAAAUGCAGUAGACGCUGGAGUGCUGCUAAAGACUUCUGCAGUUGGUUCGAACGGAAAAGGUCGAUCUGGGACAGACGGUUUUCGAUCCAGUACAUCAAAUCUGGAUCAGUUUGAUUUGGAGGCUACGCCAUUCGACUUGUCGGGCCAUCAUAGUCGAAUUUCGGCCGUGUCGGAUCUGGACUCGGUUCUUAGCGACGGCGAUUAUACUGGAUACAUGGCGACCGGUCAAAGAGACUCGAUGCGGUUGUCCGAGGUACUUGACCUCGAGUCAUACGGUGACGAUCGUACGUCCGACCUCAGCGGUAUUGCAGAGGGAGCUGCAGAGCAGACGAGGCCGCGGCGCUCAACGAUUGAAAGAGAUGUGAACGAAAUUGAAGGGGCCUUUUCUGAUGAUGAGGAUGAUCGUGAGUUGUGUGGUGGAUGCGGCCUCGUUCUCGAAGGCGAAGCCGUUGGUGCUCUUAACCAGUACUUUCACUACGAGUGUUUUAAGUGUUCCCAGUGCAGUCGCGUUAUUGCCGAAGACGAUGGCUACGCCGAAAAGGAUAAUCAGGCAUUUCACCAAGCUUGUUACCAAACUCGUUUUGGCAAAACGUGUCACCGAUGCAGCAGAAUUCUCAAAGGAAAGGUUGUAAAGGCCCUUGAUCACCUUUACCACCCAGACUGCUUCGUGUGCUUCCAAUGCAGUGCUUCCCUUUCAGCAGAAAGUUUCUUUGAGCACGAAAGCGAAGCAGUAUGCGCCAAGUGCAAGCACGAUGCCUUAGCUUUGAGUAACGAUUCCGGCCCCUCAGUUAUGACGACCCCAGUGUCUAAGGGUAUAGCUGGCUAUCGAUUUGAUGCCCAGGAUGACACACAAUUGACUAUUUAUCCGGGCGACGAGGUCGCUAUCCUCCAAAAGGAUGAGGAUGGCUGGUGGCUAGUGGAACUAAAAAAAAGUCGUGGAUACGUGCCAGGUUCGUAUUUGAUUGAGCGCCCUGUUGAAAAGCCCAAGCCUAUACCGAAGAGCGCGUGCGACAGCAAGCCAAUACGAACGCCGGGUCUAUGCAUCUCGUGCUCAACGCAAAAUCCUUCCGAGGCGCGUUUUUGCCGAUGCUGCGGCAACAAUUUGAUGGCCAGCUAG
This is a messenger RNA of Hyaloperonospora brassicae, 2310 nucleotides long. The record is from the annotation of a GenBank genome assembly. Lineage: Eukaryota; Oomycota; Peronosporomycetes; Peronosporales; Peronosporaceae.